CAAGCCAAUCUCACUAAUCAUACACGUACGUGCUUAGCUUAAACCCUUCCGGCGAAGUCAAGUGCAAUGGCGUCGUCCAGCAAGCCCUGCGCCGCCUCCGUCCUCCUCCUGCUGCUGGCCCUCGCCGUCGCCACGGCGGCCGACGCGACGAAGAAGAGCAUCGCGUCGGAGCCCAGGCCGUCGGGACCCAUCUUCCCGAGGCCGGCGGCGAAGGACAUCGUCGCGUCGGAGCCCACCAUCCCGAGGCCGUCGGCGGAGGUGGACGUGUCGGCGACGUGCAUGGGGUCGCUGCUGGAGCUGAGCCCGUGCCUGGCCUUCUUCAGGGACGCCGGCACGUCCAAGGCGCCGGCGGGGUGCUGCAAGGGCCUGGGCAGCAUCGUCCGAGACCAGCCGGCGUGCCUGUGCCACAUCUUCAACCACACCCUGGAGCGGGCCAUCGGCGUCGGCAUCCCCGUCAACCGCGCGCUCGCCCUCGUCCGCGACGUCUGCGGCCUCACGCCGCCCAAGGUUGCCAGCUGCGCCAACGGCGGCGCCGUGCCGCCGCUGUACGUGUGCCCGGCGCCCUCGGCCUGAUCUCUGCCUUAUGUGACAAUGCAAUUAUCUAUGUCUUUCAACUCAGCAAAAAUUAUAUGCGACUUCAUCAAGAAAAGACUAUCAUCGUCUCGCUAUUACAUAAUCAUUGGCAAAAGAAAAGAGCUUUUUCUUGCCUCUCGGAGUAGAUAAGAUGCUUAACUAGGCACCUGUGCUUAACAUAUAAGAUUAUCCCAAGAAUGGACAAUACAAUUCCCCCAAAAGGAAUAGACAGUUCGAUCAUCA
Triticum aestivum (bread wheat) is the source of this 816-nucleotide messenger RNA. RefSeq names its product non-specific lipid-transfer protein C6-like. The transcript has a single exon. The record is from RefSeq and is a predicted model, not a curated record. Bases 67 to 573 code for a protein of 168 amino acids. Lineage: Eukaryota; Viridiplantae; Streptophyta; Magnoliopsida; Poales; Poaceae.